Messenger RNA from Parnassius mnemosyne (clouded apollo), 1524 nucleotides. Lineage: Eukaryota; Metazoa; Arthropoda; Insecta; Lepidoptera; Papilionidae. The record is from the annotation of a GenBank genome assembly.
AUGGAAACUGUAGCAUUACAAUCUAAUGACAGCUUAUUGAGUUGCAACAGUGAUGAUCCUACAUAUGAGCCGUCUCAAGAAAUAGAAGAUGUGCCACAGUGUAACAUAAAUUUGAGGCCAAGAAAUAAUAGACGUUUUGAAGCUAACCUUGUUGAAUUGUCAUUACCUCAGACAUAUGAUGAAGCCAUACAAAGUCCACAGAAAAAUGAAUGGUCUCAAGCCAUUAGGGAAGAAUUAUCUGCACAUGAAGAGAACUACACAUGGAGUGCGGUAACAAGAGCUGGUCAGCGGACCCUUACUACCAAGUGGGUCUUCGCAAUCAAGAAGAAUGAAGAUAAUCAGACACGGUACAAGGCUCGUCUGUGUGCACGAGGGUUUACUCAGAUUAAAGAUGUGGACUACCAAGAAAUAUUUUCUCCAACUACUAGGUAUGACUCUAUAAGAAUUAUUCUUUCUAUUGCAGCAAAGUAUAAGUUAGAAAUUCAACAGUUUCAUGUAAAGACUGCUUUUCUUAAUGGGUAUCUUGAGGAAAAUAUUUUUAUAGAAGUGCCUGAGGGUGUAAUUUUAGAUAAAAGUUAUGUGUUAAAAUUAAAUAAAUCUUUGUAUGGGUUGAAACAGGCCUCUCGUUGUUGGAACAAAAGGUUCACUGAGUUUUUAAUGAAAUAUGGUUUUGUACAAUCUCAGGCUGGUAAUUGUAUUUUUAUAGGGGUUUUCAAUAAGAUUAAAGUAAUUUUAAUUAUUUAUGUUGAUGAUGCCCUUAUAAUAUCUUCUAGUAAACAACUGAUCCACGAAAUUAUAGAAUAUUUGAAACAAGCUUUUAAAAUAAAAGUGAUGCCAUUGAGAUAUUUUGUUGGUAUGGAAAUUGAGAGAAUAAAUAAUUGUAUCCAUAUUCACCAAAGAGAUUAUAUAGAACAAAUUAUUGAGAGAUUUUGUAUGACAAAUGCAACUCCAACUAGUACUCCAGCAGAUGUCAAUGUAAUUAUGACAAAGAAUGAGGAUGAAAACAUUAUUAAUUUUCCAUAUAGGGAACUUAUUGGUUCUUUAUUAUUUUUGUGUUCUGUUUCUAGACCUGACAUAUCAUUUGCUGUGAAUGUAUUAAGCAGAUAUGUAAACAAUCCUAGUCAGCAACAUGUAAAUGCUGUCAAACGUAUAGUUAGAUACUUAAUUAAUACUAAAGAUUUGUGUAUAAAGUAUGGAGAAAGUGAUGGCUUAAUAGGUUACUCUGAUUCUGAUUAUGCAAGUGAUGUCGAUACACGUAAGUCAACAACAGGCUAUAUUUUUAUGAUGAACGGUGGACCAAUUACUUGGUCCAGCCAAAAACAAAAGACCAUUGCUCUCUCCACUACUGAGGCAGAAUUUGUAGCUGCAUGUGAAGCAGCAAAAGAAAUCAUAUGGCUGCUGCAAUUAAUGUUAGAUUUAGGUGAAAAUUGUAAAUGUGUAACUAUGUUUAUUGAUAAUCAAAGUGCGAUAAAACUAAUAAAUAAUCCUGUUUAUCAUAAAAGAACGAAGCACAUAGAAAGUUAA